Messenger RNA from Canariomyces notabilis, 4209 nucleotides. RefSeq names its product nicotinate-nucleotide pyrophosphorylase-like protein. The record is from RefSeq and is a predicted model, not a curated record. Gene Ontology annotation, molecular function: acetylglutamate kinase activity; NAD binding; N-acetyl-gamma-glutamyl-phosphate reductase (NADP+) activity. Lineage: Eukaryota; Fungi; Ascomycota; Sordariomycetes; Sordariales; Chaetomiaceae. Gene Ontology annotation, cellular component: mitochondrial matrix; cytoplasm. Gene Ontology annotation, biological process: NAD+ biosynthetic process; L-arginine biosynthetic process. The transcript is spliced from 4 exons. The coding region runs from base 355 to 3981 and encodes 1208 amino acids.
GCUUGACCGACACUUGCAGGGCCAAGAUUUAAAUUCCUGGACAGCACCCGACUGCGGCCUGCUUUUAGUAGAGAUUUCGUGCCAUUGACCGUUAGCAAGGCGUCCCGUGUCUUCCCUCUUCUGCUACCUGGGUUUGAAUUACCGUCAAUGGUGGGCACCUUCGUUGCAAUUGACUCAUCCGAGGUCCAGUCGCGUUGCAAUUCCCUAGUCAACCCCCCUCGUUAAUUCGGCUGUUCGUCUCUUGAGGAAGCCUUACCGGUCCGCUUCCCUCUGAUCUAGUCCGCUCCCUCCACCCCUUUGCGCCGGCCGGCUCCUAGAUCCUGCUUGACGAAACGGCCGCUGCAACCUCCAGUAAUGCUCUCUGCCUGUGCCGUUGCCCUCAGGGCGGGCGCACGCCGCAGCGUGCGCCGCUUGCCCGGCAAACACCGUGUCGCUGCCGUUCCGACGGCUCUACGCCGCCAACAACCAUUUUCGUCAUCUACAGCCCGAAGCACCGAUCUUAGCACGAGGGGCAUGAUUGUGCAAACUCUCUCGUCCGUGGGGUCCAAGCGCGAAGUCCAGCAGUACCUGUCGUUGUUCACGUCAGUCUCAUCACAGCGCUUCGCCGUAAUCAAGGUUGGCGGCGCCAUUCUAACCGACUACCUCGACGAGCUAUGCUCAAGCCUGGCCUUUCUCUACACCGUCGGCCUCUCCCCCGUCAUUGUUCAUGGCGCCGGACCCCAGCUCAACAGCCUGCUGGAGCAGGCCGGCAUCGAGCCUCAAUUCGAAGAAGGCAUCCGAGUGACAGACGCCAAAACUCUCCGUGUUGCUCGCGACCUGUUCCUGCAGGAAAACCUCAACCUGGUGAACAAGCUGGAGGAGAAAGGUGUCCACGCACAGCCCCUGACUACUGGCAUGUUCAGGGCUGAAUAUCUGGACAAGAACAAGUGGGGAUACGUUGGAAAGAUUACGGGUGUCAACAAGCAGUCAAUUGAAACCGCCAUCAAUAACGGCUAUCUCCCCAUACUUACCUCGAUGGCCGAGACCGACGACGGCCAGAUUCUCAACGUCAACGCCGACGUCGCUGCCGCCGAGCUGGCCCGUGCGCUGGAACCCCUGAAGGUAGUUUAUUUGUCCGAGAAGGGGGGGUUAUUCGAUGCUGCUGGGCAAAAGAUCUCAGCCAUCAACCUUGACGAGGAGUAUGAGCACCUCAUGUCGCAAUCCUGGGUCAAGUAUGGCACCAGGUUAAAGAUCAAGGAGAUCAAGGAGCUACUGGAUACUCUGCCACGGGCAACCAGCGUCGCCAUCAUUCACCCCGGGGAGCUCCAAAAGGAGCUCUUCACUGAUUCUGGAGCCGGGACUCUCAUCCGCCGCGGGAACAAACUGCUCUCGGCCACCAGCCUCUCCGACUUCAAGGACAUCGAGGCUCUGAAAACGGUCCUGAUUCGUGAUCGCGAAGGCCCAGAUGCGAUGGCAACUGUGGAAAAGUAUCUUGACUUUUUGGCCGAAAACAAGUUCAAGGCGUACUACGAUGGCCCAAUGAAUGCCCUUGCCAUCGUCAUACCGGCGAGCCACGGGCGCCAGGCUACACUUGCCACACUGACCAUCACCAAAUCUGGCUGGCUUACCAAUGUCGCUGACAACAUCUUCACCGCCCUUCGAAAGGAACAUCCUCAGCUUGUCUGGACCGUCAAGGAAGACGACGAGAAUCUUGGCUGGUUUUUCGACAAGGCGGAUGGCAGCGUCACGCGGAACGGCGAUGUUAUGUUCUGGUACGGCAUUGAAAAUGGCGACGAAAUUGUGCAAUUGAUGAAGGACUUCACUCAGAAUGGCCGAGCGAUGCUUGGGGACUCUAACCUAGAAUCCAGGCUGCAUCGUGCUGCUAAGAACGGACAGAGGUCUUCGGCGCCGCAAGCUCAGCAGGCCCGAGGCUACUCAACCCUCGCCCGCCGUCCAAUCCUCUCAGCUCCCAUCUUCGGGCAGGCUGGCAAGAGAGGAUAUGUUACCCAGACCAACCCUAACCCACCAUAUGGAAAGAAAAACGCAUCGCGAUCUCAACCCGCCCGGGUAGCACUUAUCGGAGCUCGUGGCUAUACGGGCCAAGAAUUGAUUCGUCUGAUCAACUCGCACCAGAACAUGGACCUCCGUCACGUCUCAUCUCGCGAGCUUGCUGGCCAGAAGCUUGAGGGCUAUGACAAGCGGGAGGUCAUUUACGAGAAUCUGAGCCCCGAGGAUGUCCGGGAUAUGGAGAGUCGGGGCGAGAUCGAUUGCUGGGUCAUGGCUCUGCCCAACGGCGUGUGCAAGCCCUUUGUCGAGGCGGUUUGGGAGGGCCGCAAGGCGUCAAACCACAAGAGCGUCAUCGUGGAUCUUUCGGCCGACUACCGUUUCGACAACGCAUGGACCUACGGCCUCCCCGAGUUAAUCCAAAGGUCGGCAAUCACGCAAGCCACUCAAAUCUCGAAUCCUGGCUGCUACGCCACGGCCGCGCAACUUGGCAUCGCGCCCCUCGUGCCUCAUCUUGGCGGAAUGCCCCACGUGUUCGGCGUCUCCGGGUAUUCGGGCGCCGGGACCAAGCCAUCUCCCAAGAAUGAUGUCAAUCUUCUUACCAACAACAUUAUGCCGUACAGCCUGACGGGCCACAUCCACGAGCGUGAAGUAAGCAGCCAGCUGGGCGCCCAAGUGGCAUUCAUACCUCACGUGGCCGUUUGGUUCAGGGGUAUCCAUCUCACCAUUUCGAUCCCCCUGAACCAGACUAUGACCUCACGCGACAUUCGCCAGAUCUACCAGGACAGAUAUGCCGGUGAGAGACUCGUCAAGGUGGUUGGGGAGCCGCCCCUGGUCAAGGACAUUAGCGGGAAGCACGGCGUCAUGGUUGGUGGCUUCGAGGUGGACAAGACUGGGAAGCGGGUUGUGGUUUGCGCCACCAUCGAUAACCUAUUGAAGGGCGCUGCCACCCAAUGCUUGCAAAAUAUGAACCUUGCCCUGGGAUACGCCGAGUACGACGGCAUCCCUCCCAAGCCGAAGAGAGCUCCAUUAUCUCCAUCACGAAGCGCCCAUUUCGGUAUACAUCUCGCCAUCAUGAUUGACCUUCCCCUAGACCAUGGCUCCCUCGAGCAUCUUCUGCCGGCAUCCUGGAAAACGCAGAUCACGGCGUGGCUAGCUGAGGACACGCCUUCCUUUGACGUGGGUGGAUUCGUGGUCGGUGACGAGCCGCGGACGGCAACGCUCUGGGGCAAGUCGCCGGGAAUCCUGGCCGGCAUCCCCUUCUUCAACGAGGUCUUUGCCCAGUGCGGGUGCACGGUGCAGUGGCACGCCCGCGAGGGCUCGCACAUUGAGACGCACGGCGGCAAGACUGCCCUCGCCACGGUGAGCGGGCCGGCGCGGGGCCUGCUGGAGGGCGAGCGUGUGGCACUCAACAUCCUGGCCCGCUGCUCCGGCAUCGCAAGCAUGAGCCGGAGGCUGUUGGUCAAUCUCCGUAGUGCCGGCUACAAGGGUACUCUCGCAGGCACGCGCAAGACUACCCCUGGAUUCCGUCUCGUGGAAAAAUACGGUAUGCUGGUGGGCGGCGCCGACACACACCGCAUGGAUUUGAGCACCAUGACUAUGCUCAAAGACAACCACGUGUGGAGCCGCGGCAGCAUCACCCAGGCGGUGAAGGCGGCCAGGGCCGCCGGCGGCUUUAGCUUGAAGAUUGAGGUCGAGGUGCAGAGCGAAGAAGAGGCCGAUGAGGCAAUUGCCGCCGGGGCCGAUGUCAUCAUGCUGGACAACUUCACAGGCGCGGGGGUCAAAACAACGUCACGGAGCCUGAAGGAGAAGUGGAAGGGCAAAAGGCAGUUCUUGCUUGAGGUUUCCGGUGGAUUGACUGAGGACAACGCCGAGCUGUACAUCUGCAACGAUGUCGAUAUCCUCUCAACGAGCGCUAUUCAUCAGGGAGUGCGCCACGUCGACUUCUCUCUCAAAAUCAAUUUGGAAAAGGGUCAGGGACCCGAAGUGUCGAGCUGAAGCAAUGAUUACAAAUCGGUCAUGUCCGAAAGAGCCGCAAUGCUUCACAAUGAGCCGGGCUUGAAUCUCGAAUACUUUGUGUAAAUGAAGUUUCCCUAGCGUCUAGGGUUGAGCUGUAUCAUAGCUGGCUGCCUACGCAAUACAUACCUACAUGCGGUGAUUCCAACGUUCCCCAGGCAUCUGUGAAUGUAUGUAGGCAUGUACAGUACUUACAGACUACAGUACGGC